Plectropomus leopardus (leopard coralgrouper) is the source of this 1360-nucleotide messenger RNA. RefSeq names its product ADP-ribosyl cyclase/cyclic ADP-ribose hydrolase 1-like. The record is from RefSeq and is a predicted model, not a curated record. NCBI's taxonomy places the organism in Eukaryota, Metazoa, Chordata, Actinopteri, Perciformes, Serranidae. Gene Ontology annotation, biological process: positive regulation of B cell proliferation. Gene Ontology annotation, molecular function: phosphorus-oxygen lyase activity; NAD+ nucleosidase activity, cyclic ADP-ribose generating. Gene Ontology annotation, cellular component: plasma membrane.
CGUGCGCGCGCACAUUGAGUGCGCUCCUCCAUAAAUAGACGCCCGAGCGCGAGACACUACAACAAACAACAGUUUUCCAGCCAAACAUCCGCUGAAAUUGGGACAUUUUUACGGUAUUUUAAAUGGAGAGAGGAGAGUACCGGCACCAGGAAAAGAAACGGAGGAGACGCUGUCUGAUUUUAACUGUCGUCUCUGUGCUGCUGCUCAUUAUUAUCGUCGCUGUUGUUUUGGGACUGACGCUCCGGAAGAACACGGACAAACUGAAGACAACUUUCAUGGCAAGGUGUGAGGAGUUCAAGGGAUAUGACUGUGAAAAGGUCUGGGGUGCAUUUGAACAGGCCUAUGUCGGGCGGGACCCGUGUAAAGUUCCCAUGGAAGCCUAUGACCCUUUUAUUGCCGCAGCUGCCUUCAAACCAAAAUGCAACAGAAUGAUGUUCUGGAGCAAAACGAAGGAUGUGGUCCAUGACUUCACUGAGAAGAAAGAUUGUUUUGUCACCGUGGAGGACACUCUGUUGGGAUCUGUGCUGAAUGGUCUAACCUGGUGUGGAAAGGAGGGCAGCACUGAAACAUUCACGACCGACUGCCCAGGAUGGACAGACUGUGUGAAUAACACUGUUCGCUCAUUCUGGAACAGAGUCUCAACUGCUUUUGCAGAGGCUGCCUGUGGUGACGUCACCGCGAUGCUAAACGGCUCCAUCACCACACCGUUUCAUCCUGCAAGUAUUUUUGCGAGCAUCGAGGUGAAGAGGUUCGACCCCGCCAAAGUGAAAAGUCUGAAUGUUGUUUUGGUCACACAGAAGAACAAUGUGACAAACUGCACAAAUGCAUCUUUAAAGGAUUUACAGAGAGAGCUGGAUGAUGGAAUUAAAUAUGACUGCAAGGAAGUGGCUGAAGAGCAGCUUGAGGAGUGCAGCUCUAAUCCAGAGACACCGUGUGGAGCCUGUUGGUGAAGAUGCGUGCACCAAAUAUCAGAUGAUGCGAGACACAACAAUCACCAGCUGUAAAAUAUAUUUUUCCAGAGUUCAUUUUCCUGUAAAGUCUUUGUAAAUUAAAUAAUGUGCUAUUAUUUGGUCUGUUAUUUUUGCACCUGUGGGCCAGUUUGACUUUAUGUGAAAUAUUUUUUAUAUAAAUCCCACUGAUGCAUUUUUACAGUAUGACAAUGCACCUUUGUAUUUUGUCAAAGGUUCUGAUUUUGAUGGGGUAGCUUUUUUAUCAGGUGUUAAAGAGUUAAGUUGUGGCACAAGUGCUAUGUACUGUAGGGUUAAAUACCAGUGCUGCUAUCUAAUCAAGUUCAACUGAUGAUCUCACUCCCACCUGGUGGCAGAAAUUGAAAUGUUUAUAAUAAAACGUUUAAAUACGA